AUGUGCUCUGUGCAGGGACGAGACGAUGAGGCAUGGGACGAUGAGGCAUGGGACGAUGAGGCAUGGGACGAUGAGGCAUGGGACGAUGAGGUAUGGGACGAUGAGGCAUGGGACGAUGCGGUAUGGGACGAUGAGGCAUGGGACGAUGAGGCAUGGGACGAUGAGGUAUGGGACGAUGAGGCAUGGGACGAUGCGGUAUGGGACGAUGAGGCAUGGGACGAUGAGGCAUGGGACGAUGAGGUAUGGGACGAUGAGGCAUGGGACGAUGCGGUAUGGGACGAUGAGGCAUGGGACGAUGAGGUAUGGGACGAUGAGGUAUGGGACGAUGAGGCAUGGGACGAUGAGGCAUGGGACCAUGCGGUAUGGGACGAUGAGGUAUGGCACGAUGAGGCAUGGGACGAUGAGGCAUGGGACGAUGAGGUAUGGGACGAUGAGGCAUGUGACGAUGAGGUAUGGGACGAUGAGGUAUGGGACGAUGAGGCAUGGGACGAUGAGGUAUGGGACGAUGAGGCAUGGGACGAUGAGGCAUGGGACGAUGAGGUAUGGGACGAUGAGGCAUGGGACGAUGCGGCAUGGGACGAUGAGGCAUGGGACGAUGCGGUAUGGGACGAUGAGGCAUGGGACGAUGAGGCAUGGGACGAUGAGGCAUGGGCCGAUGAGGCAUGGGACGAUGAGACAUGGGACGAUGAGGCAUGGGACGAUGAGGCAUGGGACGAUGAGGCAUGGGACGAUGAGGUAUGGGGCGAUGAGGCAUGGGACGAUGAGGUAUGGGAAGAUGAGGCAUGGGACGAUGCGGUAUGGGACGAUGAGGCAUGGGACGAUGAGGCAUGGGACGAUGAGGCAUGGGACGAUGAGGCAUGGGACGAUGAGGCAUGGGACGAUGAGGCAUGCGACGAUGAGACAUGGGACGAUGAGGCAUGGGACGAUGAGGCAUGGGACGAUGAGGCAUGGGACGAUGAGGUAUGGGACGAUGAGGCAUGGGACGCUGCGGUAUGGGACGAUGAGGUAUGGGACGAUGAGGCAUGGGACGAUGAGGCAUGGGACGAUGAGGCAUGGGACGAUGAGACAUGGGACGAUGAGGCAUGGGACGAUGAGGCAUGGGACGAUGAGGCAUGGGACGAUGAGGCAUGGGCCGAUGAGGCAUGGGACGAUGCGGAAUGGGACGAUGAGGUAUGGCACGAUGAGGCAUGGGACGAUGAGGCAUGGGACGAUGAGGCAUGGGACGAUGAGGCAUGGGAUGAUGAGGUAUGGGAUGAUGAGGUAUGGGACGAUGAGGUAUGGGACGAUGAGGUAUGGGAUGAUGAGGCAUGGGACGAUGAGGCAUGGGACGAUGAGGCAUGGGACGAUGAGGCAUGGGACGAUGAGGCAUGGGCCGAUGAGGCAUGGGACGAUGAGGCAUGGGACGAUGAGGCAUGGGACGAUGAGACAUGGGACGAUGAGGCAUGGGACGAUGAGGCAUGGGACGAUGAGGCAUGGGACGAUGAGGUAUGGGGCGAUGAGGCAUGGGGCGAUGAGGCAUGGGACGAUGAGGCAUGGGACGAUGAGGCAUGGGCCGAUGAGGCAUGGGACGAUGAGGCAUGGGACGAUGAGGUAUGGGACGAUGAGACAUGGGACGAUGAGGCAUGGGACGAUGAGGCAUGGGAAGAUGAGGCAUGGGACGAUGCGGUAUGGGACGAUGAGGCAUGGGACGAUGAGGCAUGGGAUGAUGAGGCAUGGGACGAUGAGGCAUGGGACGAUGAGGCAUGCGACGAUGAGACAUGGGACGAUGAGGCAUGGGACGAUGAGGCAUGGGACGAUGAGGCAUGGGACGAUGAGGUAUGGGACGAUGAGGCAUGGGACGCUGCGGUAUGGGACGAUGAGGUAUGGGAUGAUGAGGCAUGGGACGAUGAGGCAUGGGACGAUGAGGCAUGGGACGAUGAGACAUGGGACGAUGAGGCAUGGGACGAUGAGGCAUGGGACGAUGAGGCAUGGGACGAUGAGGCAUGGGACGAUGAGGCAUGGGACGAUGCGGAAUGGGACGAUGAGGCAUGGGACGCUGCGGUAUGGGACGAUGAGGUAUGGGAUGAUGAGGCAUGGGACGAUGAGGCAUGGGACGAUGAGGUAUGGGACGAUGAGACAUGGGACGAUGAGGCAUGGGACGAUGAGGCAUGGGACGAUGAGGCAUGGGACGAUGAGGCAUGGGCCGAUGAGGCAUGGGACGAUGAGGCAUGGGACGAUGAGGCAUGGGACGAUGAGGCAUGGGACGAUGAGGCAUGGGCCGAUGAGGCAUGGGACGAUGAGGCAUGGGACGAUGAGGCAUGA
Messenger RNA from Closterium sp. Naga37s-1, 2301 nucleotides. The record is from the annotation of a GenBank genome assembly. NCBI's taxonomy places the organism in Eukaryota, Viridiplantae, Streptophyta, Zygnematophyceae, Desmidiales, Closteriaceae.